Messenger RNA from Dunckerocampus dactyliophorus (ringed pipefish), 3063 nucleotides. RefSeq names its product phosphoribosylaminoimidazole carboxylase, phosphoribosylaminoimidazole succinocarboxamide synthetase (gene paics). Bases 42 to 2933 code for a protein of 963 amino acids. The transcript is spliced from 15 exons. Gene Ontology annotation, molecular function: phosphoribosylaminoimidazolesuccinocarboxamide synthase activity. The record is from RefSeq and is a predicted model, not a curated record. NCBI's taxonomy places the organism in Eukaryota, Metazoa, Chordata, Actinopteri, Syngnathiformes, Syngnathidae. Gene Ontology annotation, biological process: 'de novo' IMP biosynthetic process.
GUGGAGGAGGGGAUAAAAGCGUUUCCAGGUCAGCUCAAAAUAUGGAGAGAGGAACAGGGUGGCAACAAGGACAGGAGGAGGAAGGAGGCUCAAUGGAGAGGCCAUGGGGGGAGGCCGAGGUGUUGGCUCUGGUUUCCGCGUGGGACGAGGUGGUGGCUCAGCACGGGGCUCAGAGCACAGUCACAUUCCAGCUCAUCUCAGAGCGUCUGAGGCGGCUCAGCGUGGUGCGUAGCUGGAGGGACUGCAGGGCUAAGUGCAGAAGCAUGAGACUGGACAGCAGGAGGCCCCAAGCGGGCGGCCUGACAGGCACCGGGGUGGAUGGUAGGCUGGAGGAGGGGGCAGAUCAUCAAAGAGGAAUCUCCUCAGCUCAAAUGCAGGAAGGAGUCAAGACCCCAACCAGCGGGGCGGAGGAAAACGGCCGCCACUGGACAGACGACGAGGUGCGCGCCCUGCUGCGCGUCUGGGCAGACCGCCACGUUCGAGAGAGCCUCAAGAGCACGCUGCGCAACAAGUAUAUCUUCAAAGAGAUGUCUCGCCAGAUGCAGCGGACGUACGGUGUGGUGCGCAACUGGGAGCAGUGUCGGACCAAGUACAAGAACCUCAAGUACGACUACAAGAUGGCUAAGAGCGCACACGAUGCCAGGGGCGGCGGUAGCCUGGGGAAGUGCAUGAGGUUUUAUGACGAGGUGGAGGCCAUUCUGAUGGAACAUGGCCCGGAGGACACGUCUCUGGAGAUGAAGGGGAGGUUGUGUGAUGGCAAGAAGAUAGAAAAGUCAGAAAAUGAGGUUGUCAUAGAGAUUGACGAUGAUGACAACAGCAACGAUUAUGAUGUGGAUGGCGAUAAGGAUCCAAAAUGGAAAGGACAAGAUCUACAUCCGUCCAGCAGUGAUCAAUUCCAUGGGGUCAUUGUGUCCGACACGGGUCGUAAUUGGAGUGACCAGGAGGUGCGAGCGCUGAUUCGGGUCUGGUCUGACGACCGGGUGCAACUCCAACUGGAGAGCUCGACCAGAAAGAGGGACAUCUUUGUACAGAUCUCCAAUAGGCUUAUGCAGCAGGGCAUCGAGCGUGACUGGAAGCAGUGCCACACCAAGUACAAGAACCUCAAGUACCUUUACCGCUCCCUACAGAAGGGCAAGGUCGACGAGGGCGACCCAAAGCGCCUCAUGAAGUUCUAUGAUGAGGUGGACGCAAUUAUGAAUCGCAGGGCUAGGCGCUCACCUACAGACCACCACAUGGACUUAGGUCCACUUUCUGAGAAUCAUCAUGAGGACAUUUAUUCACCCAAGGCUGAUAUGACGGCGGCGCUGGAGAAAAGAACAUGCAGCUCUGAUUCGGCUUCACCAAUAAGCCUCACAGCAAAGCCACAUGAAGAACAAGGGGUGAAAGCAGAAAGUAGUCACCACUUAGACCAACAGCACCAACGAACAGGCUCCUCAGAAGCGCACGGCGACACCUUGUCCGCCAAGAGGGGGAGGAAGAGAAAGGCUGAGGAUGAAGACAACACUUUUCUGACACCAAUGAAACAAAUGGACUGUGACAACAUGACAAUUAAAGAAGAGCAGAAUCACAUUCCUAUAAUAGAAGUCCAUUCAGUCUGCUCCAUGGCCUCCCAAGAUGCUCCUCCAGAGACACAGUUCCACGGCUUGCCGAAAAGAACCAUGGCUCGCACGCAAGAGUUGAGCAUCGGCCAGAAGCUGAACGAGGGAAAGACCAAGCACAUCUUUGAACUCCUGGACCAGCCCGGACUGGUCCUGGUGCAGUCCAAAGACCAGAUCACGGCCGGGAAUGCAGCGAGGAAAGACCAGAUGGAGGGCAAAGCGGCUAUCGCCAACAAGACGACAAGCUGCGUGUUUAAGUUGCUGCAAGAUUCUGGCAUCAAGACGGCCUUUGUGAAGCAACACUCGGACACGGCGUUCAUUGCGGCCCACUGUGAGAUGAUCCCCAUCGAGUGGGUGUGUCGGAGGGUGGCCACCGGGUCUUUCCUGAAGAGGAACCCGGGUGUUAAGGAGGGUUACCGCUUCUCGCCCCUCAAGAUGGAAAUGUUCUUUAAAGACGAUGCCAACAAUGACCCCCAGUGGUCAGAGGAGCAGUUGCUGGAGGCCAAAUUCUGCCUGGCCGGCCUCACCAUCGGCCAGUGUGAGGUGGACGUGAUGAACCGCAGCACAGUGGCCAUCUUUGAGAUCCUGGAGAAGGCAUGGGCCACUCAGAACUGCACGCUGGUGGACAUGAAGAUUGAAUUUGGAGUGAACGUGAAGACUCAGGAGAUCGUUCUGGCUGAUGUGAUCGACAACGACUCAUGGAGGCUGUGGCCCGCUGGAGAUAGAAGCCAACAAAAAGAUAAGCAGGUCUACAGAGACCUCAAAGAGGUCACCCCCGAGGCAAUGCAGAUGGUCAAGAGGAACUUUGAGUGGGUUUCUGAAAGGGUCAAGCUGCUGCUGGAGUCCCAGUCUGGGGGCAGAGUGGUGGUCCUGAUGGGCUCCACCUCAGACAUGGCCCACUGCGAGAAGAUCAGGAAGGCGUGUUGCUCCUACGGCAUUCCCUGCGUGCUGAGAGUCACCUCGGCUCACAAAGGCCCGGAUGAGACUCUGCGCAUUAAAGCUGAAUAUGAAGAUGGCAUUCCUACAGUGUUUGUGGCGGUGGCUGGUAGAAGCAACGGCCUCGGGCCCGUGAUGUCUGGAAACACGGCUUAUCCUGUCAUCAACUGCCCGCCUCUAACACCUGACUGGGGCGCCCAGGAUGUUUGGUCCUCCCUCCGUAUGCCGAGCGGUCUGGGCUGUUCCACCAUCCUCUCCCCUGAGGCGGCAGCUCAGUUUGCGGCUCAGGUCUUUGGGCUGACUGACCACCUGGUGUGGUGCAAGCUGAGGGCCUCCAUGCUCAACACAUGGGUGGCCCUCAAGAUUGCAGACAAGAAGCUCCAGGCCUGCAGCCUCUGAGCCGACCGUCGCCUCACCAGCUGGUUAUGAUCCUUCUAAUCCUCCUUUUUAGGAGUCUGAUUAACAACAUGAAUCUGUACUUGCUUCACAAACUCUCCUAAUCAUUCCAUUAAAAUCAAUUUCAUAAACU